AUGUUUCGCAUAUCCUCAUGUUUUCACAGUUUCUUUCUCAAUGCUGUCCGCUGCACCUUCAUCGCUGACGUGCUGUACGGCUGCCGUUACAGCCCACACAUUGGAAUGUGCCACCAUCCGUACGUGUACGUGAAAACAGUGUUGUUUUGCGUCUCCAGUCGUCCGGAGCAGCGGCUUGAACGUGAGUAUAUGCGUGGUCUUAUCGAACACCUUGUCGCGUGCGAUGCGAAGCACGAUACGCAGACAAAACUAGAACUGAUGCGGUUUGUUGACGUCGUGCCGGCCGCCGCAAGCCUCGGUGGUAGCGGCCACAGUGAGGUGCUGAGCGCCGGAAAAAUGGGUGGUGAAAGCGGAAUGUCCUCUUUCUUCACGGGUACUCUCUUCCCCGCAGUGUUGGGUCAUGUGUUACUAUACGACGCGGUUUGCGUAUGUAUGUCAGGUGGUUUGUACGACGAUGCGGCGCGCGACUGCGUGGCGCAGGUGGCGGCAAGGCUAGGUGUCUCUCAGCACGGCCGGGAAAUGAUUGAAAAAGCGGCAAUACGUGAGCAUCAGUUGGCUGCGAUGAAGCGGCAGCUGCUUCUCCUACCUGAGACCCCGCCACUGCGUUGA
Messenger RNA from Trypanosoma brucei brucei TREU927, 609 nucleotides. RefSeq lists its product as hypothetical. The transcript has a single exon. The coding region runs from base 1 to 609 and encodes 202 amino acids. The record is from RefSeq and is a predicted model, not a curated record. Lineage: Eukaryota; Euglenozoa; Kinetoplastea; Trypanosomatida; Trypanosomatidae.